Molecule: messenger RNA, 1150 nt
Organism: Schizophyllum commune H4-8
Lineage: Eukaryota; Fungi; Basidiomycota; Agaricomycetes; Agaricales; Schizophyllaceae
Product: WD40 repeat-like protein
Exons: 5
Coding region: 59-1102 (347 amino acids)
Biological process (GO): protein import into peroxisome matrix
Cellular component (GO): peroxisomal matrix; cytosol
Molecular function (GO): protein binding
Source: RefSeq, a predicted model, not a curated record
UGCCUGUAAACCGAGCUCAACUCACAAGAUCGCCACUGUUCAUCGUAUACACUAGACGAUGAACGGCGCACGCCCACCCCCAGCCGUCAUCCAGACGCCCGGCUUUGCGCAUUACGGCCUCGCUUGGUCCCCCUUUCAUACUACGCGUCUUGCACUUGCAUCUGCAGCGAACUUUGGGCUUGUAGGGAAUGGGAGGUUGCAUCUACUAGCCCUGGGCCCGGAUGGGGGGAUCCGACUGGAGAAGCAGUUCGACACACAAGAUGGACUGUACGAUGUCGCCUGGUCGGAGGUGCACGAGAAUCAGCUUGUGACGGCCUCAGGAGAUGGGUCGAUCAAGUUGUGGGACAUGAUGCUGAAUGAGCUACCAAUACGAGCGUGGCAAGAGCAUACUCGAGAGGUCUUCUCCGUCGACUGGUCGAACAUCCAGAAGGACCUCUUCGUGUCCUCUUCAUGGGAUGGGAAUGUGAAGCUCUGGUCACCCGAUCGUCCUCACUCCCUUUUCACACUUAACGCACACCACGCCUGCGUAUACCAAGCCCUCUUCUCCCCUCAUCAACCCGACACAAUCGCCACUUGCUCUACAGAUGGCACCCUCAAGAUUUUCGACAUACGCGCACCAGCCUACGUCCCCGCACCACCCGGCACGACCACCCUACCACCUCCAAUGCACGCCGCUGCCCUCACUGUACCCGCCUCUCCUACGGAGAUCUUGUCCCUCGACUGGAACAAGUAUCGACCCUGGAUCAUUGCGACGGCGGGCGUCGACCGCGCGGUGAAGAUAUGGGAUUGCCGGAUGGUGAAGGUGGGCGGAGACGCGGGGCAGGGGCAGAUGGGCGCUCCGUGCGAGACGCAGCUUCUGGGCCAUGAAUACGCUGUGCGCAAGGUGCAGUGGAGUCCGCAUCGGGCAGAGAUGCUGGCGACGGCGAGCUACGAUAUGACCUGUCGAAUAUGGAACACAGCUGCUCCACCCGGGCAGCCGCAACUACUUGACAUCUUGGACCCUCACACUGAAUUUGUAGUUGGCUGCAGCUGGUCGUUGUACGAGCCCGGACUGCUUGCUACUUGCGGCUGGGACAGCAGGUUGCAUAUUUUCCGUGUAUGACUUCACCCUGUAUCAUAGCAUAUUUAUCACCUCUUCGUCCUUGCUGCA